Messenger RNA from Betta splendens (Siamese fighting fish), 13821 nucleotides. Its product is annotated as dynein heavy chain domain-containing protein 1. The record is from RefSeq and is a predicted model, not a curated record. The coding region runs from base 499 to 13722 and encodes 4407 amino acids. Gene Ontology annotation, biological process: microtubule-based movement. The transcript has 44 exons. Gene Ontology annotation, molecular function: dynein intermediate chain binding; ATP binding; dynein light intermediate chain binding. Gene Ontology annotation, cellular component: dynein complex. NCBI's taxonomy places the organism in Eukaryota, Metazoa, Chordata, Actinopteri, Anabantiformes, Osphronemidae.
GGGCACUGAUGGGGUCGUUAGCCGAAUUUAUGACUUCAUGAUUUUGUGUUGUAAUAACAAUAGAAACUUCGCAGUUUUAUUUUGUGUCUGUGAAAAACGUCGCUGAACAUUAAUGUGUGCAAAAAAAUCUAAACAGCGCAGACUUUAAGUUCACUUACGAGAAUUUUAUUUGAAAACGAAACUAACCGUCUUGAAAAUCUUCACACAUUCGACCAAACCAAACAAAACCAUAGAAAACACGCGAUAACUGCGGGUUUUGCGCGGUCUCUCGCUGCGACAUUUGCGCGUUUGGACUAAACGAGCAGUUUCAAGCCGGGUCGACCUUCAGCGGCGUUACCGUGGCAACGAGCCGUCGCCGUGGUUACGACGACAACUUCUUCCCGGCAGACAUUUUCCAGUGUUUCCCUGAUGCAGACCUGCAUUAUGGGGUCUGUUGCAUCUGAACCUGCUGUUAUUCAGAUAGUAAUCAGUGCCACGUUUCAGUAGGAAGAUCACACAAUGGAACUGGAACAGAAGUUUCAAGGCCGACGACGCAGGGUCAAGGAAAAGGCCCACACUCUGCCCCCUCUUUGUGUCUCGUCAGGCUCAAUGCCAGAGCCUCUGUCCCGUGACACACCAAUGCUCCAAACUGUCCCCUCUGACAGGCCCUUAUCAGUGAAAGAGCUUCCUCGUCUUAUGGCCCAAGUAGGAACUGAGAGGGGCUGCGCAUUAGGGACUGAUAUAGCUGUCAGAGCUACUGCUGAGUCAUCAGCACAAAGCAUUCCAGAGAAAAAGGAACAAAUAACUGCGGUAACAUGUAAGGAUGAAAAUAGAAACGAUAUAAAAAGAGGGAAAACGGCCAGACAACAUAAAUUUCCUCUCACUGCCAUAGAGGUUGUUCAAAUCCUCAUACAGAAAAAACACCUGGCAGAAGUGAAGCUCUACUACCUGAAAGAAGUAGAUGAGCGCUCUAACAGGCCUUAUGACCUACAAGUGGUCCACUCCACUAAGGCUGGUUCUGAACACUACAUCUUCUCCCCUAAUUACGUAGUACAUAUGACAGAGAGGGGUUAUGGCGGACUUGUCAGUCUGGCUGAGUGGUACAGAGAAUCUGUGCUGUGGACGGCUCUGCAGAAAAUAUCUUUUUUUAGGUGCUUCAGGCUGCGAAAAGCUUUUACCUGGUGGAUUGUAACUGUUCGCAGAGCCCUAUUUCAACGCAGAUGCAUGGUUCUACAGGACAUGUUGCUUCUGGCUCUACCUCAGUUCAGAAGAGCGUUUUACCUUUUUGUUGGACUAAUUGAAGAUCUGAAGGAAACACACCUGCUUCCUCUGGAGGAGUCUAAAACUUAUACAUUGCCUGAAUUCAAGAACAUUCUGAUAACCAAGCGUGAAGAGUUUCUGAAGCUACUGGAAAAGUUAUCUCAAUAUCACGCUGUCAUCCUGAAUGCGGUGAAGGAAAACAGCCAUAAGGCUCAUCAGGCUAUUCAACGGCAUUUGGAAUAUGCUAAUAAACCAAAUAAAUGCUAUGAACCCAUUCACCUCCAUCUGGUUCACCAACAGAGGCUGAAGAAUGAGCUGGCUGAGUCCGAACGCACCUUGAGGAAACUGGGAAACUUUGCUUAUCUAAUCAAUCAAAUCAUUUUGCAAAGUCUUGUCACAGUCAUUAGAGAUGAUGUGUUUUACUUUCUCAACAAUGUUUUAAAGAGGACAAAAUCACAGCAGAGCUGUCUCUUCAUCACUGAGCUUUGUUUUAAUGCUAGUAAUCAACUGACUGUGGACCAGCCAAUAAAACUGUUUCAAGAGGCAGCGAGUGAAGCCCUCCUGACUGUUGGUGACACUAUAGUUCAGAUGUGUGACACUAGUGGAUUCUUCUUGGAGAUCUGUACCAAUGUGCUUCGCUCUGACUUUGCUUAUAAUUUGACACCUGACCUCUGUGAACAACCUGUGAAUACAGAGGAAAGACACAACAGUGACAGAAUGACUGGUAGGACAAAGGUUUGCUGCUGGCAGUUGCUCAAGGACUUGUCAGAUCACUGGCUGCUGCUGCCAAAGCAAGCCGGCCUAAUGGUGCAUGGCAACAUGGUGCAUGGCUGCUACUAUCCUCUAUCUAAAACACAGCUGGAGUGGCAGAUCAGCAUCAGUGACAAUAAAGAGCACAUUAAGAAGAAGCUGACUAGAAGCAUGCAGGAAGCUGAGCAACAACAUCAGCAGUUGUUGGGGAACCAUUCGUGGUUGGUGGACAUCUAUUUGUUCAUUAGUCAAUGGACUCAUGAUGUUUUGGAUUCCAUGAAGGGUAAAGCUGCAUCACUGUAUGAGGAGCACAUUCAGAAGCUGCGCCACUGGACUGAAAGAAUCAAUAUGAUUCCCCCAUCACUAUCUACAUCCAACCUGCUGCUUGUUAUUCAUUGUACCAACAUAAAAGAAACUUUAGUGAAACAACUGAGGGCCAUUGAGAAGGAAGUGCUACAGCAGCUAGAUGAGCAGAUACGGCUGCACUCGGACAGCCUCAUAUCAGACUUAGAGAUGGUGUCUGCUGAACUCAAGAUGGAACCUCAACAUUUAAGUGAAUUCACUAAAUAUGCACUUAUGGUUAGGGAAUCUGGAAAAAAGUUGUCUGACAUGCAGAAACGGCUGAAGUACAUCCACUCCCUCCAGAACACUGUUUGUGCAAAUUAUAGGAAGAUGACUAAGCAGGAGAUAACUUUGGACAAAAAGAUGCUGGGCUUGUGGAAUUGCCUUAUUCCACUUUUGAAGCAAGCAGACAGCGCUGUGUGCAGUAGACUUCCAUCAGUGGCUAACGCGCUGGACACAAUGUCCUCCUUUGUAGUGUGUGACCUUGAAAACCUAGUGUCUAAAGCUACAUCUGGAGCUUUUGUUGAUCCAUCCCAGAAUGCCAAAGAGAUGGUCACUAAAUUGAACUACAUGUGUGCAGAGGUGCACCACCUAAAUGUGAAGCUGGAACAGCUUGCUAAGAACAGUCAGAACUUACAAGAACAUACUUUGGAUUUGACCAUUUUGACAACAGACCUUCAGAAAGUCAAAGCCAGGAAGGAGCUAUGGGAGCUGAAGGCUGCAUACACAACAUGGAUGGAAGAAUGGGAACUGAUGCUUUUCAAUGAGGUUGUGGUGUCACAAGCUCAAGGCAAAGUUUCUGCAUGGAAAGAACAAGCCGCGUGUUUAAAAAGUGCCAUUUCCACCGACGAUCCAGUGCUACACGACACUUUAACAACCCUGGAAAAUCUGAGCCUUCAGCUUGCAGUCAUGGCCAAGCUGAAGGCCCCCACACUCCGACAUAAACACUGGGAAGCUAUAUUUAAUGGUAUCGGUUUACUGUAUGUCCCAGAGAAGGUGACUGUUGUUGAACUGAUGCAUAAACAACUUCAACUUCACCAGAAACUAAUUACUAGGAUAUGCCUCAAUGCACAAGCAGAGUGUAACAUGGAGGAGACCUUCCAAAAACUUUGUCAGAGAUGGAAAGAGAAGCUGUUCUGGCUGGAUAAAUUCACUCAAAGUGAGCUACAACAUGGAUUAACAGGAGCAGAGGGCAUUGUUUCCAAUCUCCAAGCUCCCAAUCAACACUUUGGUAGUGAGGGAAGAUUCAUCAUAAUUGGUCUGGAAAUGUACUGUGCUGAAAUAGAAAGCGACAGGAUGACUCUGUCUACCAUGUUAAAGUCUCCAUACAGUAUUGAAUUCAGGCCGCAGAUAGAAGAUUGGAUGCAAUCACUUCAAGAACUUGAGCAGAUGCUUCGUUUGUUUAAAAGAUACCAGCAAAUGUGGGCCUUCUUAAUGAAAAUGUUUAAUGAAACAUUCUGUAAUGUUCCCAAAGGGAGUCUGCUGGAGCAGUUUCAACCAGUUGAUAAGAUAUUUAAAGAAGUUAUGUGCUCAGUGAUGACUGACCCUCAUGUUUUGAACUUUGUUACUUCCAUGAAUAAGAAUGACAAUUUUCAAAUUCAAAUUUGCCAAGUUCUCAUUAACGGCCUAUUGAAAAUGGAAGCUAUUUCCAACCAGGUGAUGAACUUUGUGGAUUCUCUAUGUGAGCAGUUUCCAAGACUCUGGUUCUUAAGUGACAGAGAAAUAAUAGAACUGCUGUCCCUUCACCCAACACCUUUAAUGCUGGAACCCUUUGUAUGCAAAUGCUUUAAAGGGAUUCGAGGACUUGAAGUGGACAGGAAAAGCAACUGUAAUACAAAUGAUGUGAAGGGAUGUGUGGCAGCCCGCUACCGACAGAUGAAAGUACUUGGUACAUUUUCUAGUUUCCAGGAACACAUUGCAUUUCUGUCUCCUGUAGAGCCAAAUCUUAAUACUGUGGUUUGGUUAGGUGCCAUUGAGAAACAAUUAAAGCUGACCGUGGUCCAGCUUAUGAAGCAAUGUGCUGUUGCACGAAAACUGCUUGAACCGUCUUGUCAGGACUUGAUAUCUGAUCAGAAAGUUGGAGACGUCCCAGGUCACAUUGAUAACCAGAGUAAAGAUACACAAACUGUGCUGGAUCUGGUAUUAGAAUAUCCUUUGCAGUGUUUGCUGGUGGCUGAGGAGGCAGUUUGGUGCAGUGCCAUUCUGAACGCUUUUCAAGAGUUAACCCCCAUAAGGUUGAGCAGCAUUAAGGCAUACAAUUCUGCAAAACUCAAGAAUCUUGUUCAUUGCAUUAGGACUGGAGCUACAGAGAAUAGAAGUCAGUCUGUGCCUUCUAAGUAUGCAAUGAUGUGUGUGCGUGCUUUAGUGCAAGUUACAAUGAAUCAUGCACAUCAGCUAACUCAACUCACGGAGAUUGAAGGUGCGCUGGAGUCAUCUUUUGAGUGGAUAAGCAUGAUGAAGUAUCAUAUAGUACCUAAAUCCCAUUGUCUGAAAAGCAGCAAUGAUGAAACAUGUUAUGUGGAUGUUUUGGGCCAUCGCUUCCAAUAUGGCUUUGAGUAUUUUGGUCCAGAUGACUGGAUUGUGAAUAAUCCUUCCACAGAUCGGGCAGUGUUUGGAAUUCUCUUUGCUCUGACAAGCUAUAGAUGUGGGUUUGUGAGGGGACCUUGCAUGUCUGGAAAGAACAAGACUGUGGUCCAGUUAGGAAAAGCACUGGGGCGAAUGGUUGUUACCACACAGUGUUUUCCAACCAUGACACCUGGUAUUGUUCAGAAAAGGCUGUUGGGAGCUCUUUAUACUGGAGCUUUACUUCUACUGGACUCUGUCAACCUGUUGACACAAGAGGUGUUGUCAUUGCUGGCACAGUAUUUAGUAGAGAUUCAUCAGUCCUUCUCUGACCGAACGAACAGCAUUCAAAGACUAAAUGACGAGACAAAAAGUGGACCUGGUGACCUGGAAUGCCGUAUGACAUUUGCAGGGAAAACAUUUUCUGCUAACGUUAACUAUGGAUGUGUUCUCAUCUCAUCAAGCAGAUAUACAUCAGAGGUUCCACCAAGUCUGCAGUUUGCAACAAGACCCAUUGCAUUAACCUAUCCAGAUUAUAGAGUUAUUGCAGAAGUAAUGCUGACUUCAGUUGGUUUUUUGGAGGCUCUUUCUUUAAGUCAGCGCCUGGUGUCCCUCAUCAGUCUGGCCAAGGAUUCCUUCUGUUUGCCUGAUGUACUCUCCAAUGAGCAGUGCAGCUAUCUUGUUGUCUUGCAAAAGAUCAUCUCUGCCUCUGAAAUAUAUUUACAACAAUGUGUGGGAAAGGGAGGAUUGUCUGUUGAGAUUGAAGAGUUGUCUGUAGAACCAAAUGAUUCAACUGCUUCACACAAUGUGCCAGCAGGAACGGCUGAGAAGAGCAGAAAGGAAAGGUUACGAAAAUCUUGUCUGUCUGUUAAACAAGGCUUAUUAGAAGAGACAGCCAUCGUCAAAUCAAUAAUGACUGUCUUAGUACCUGUACUUAAUGAAAACGAAAAAGCAUCAAGGUUUGACAUCAUUUUCAAGGACGUGUUUCCGAUGGCAAUCCAGUUUCCUUUUUUCCAACACUAUAUUGAAGAACAUGAAAGGAACCAACUUAAAAGUGUAGUUGCAGAAUUUUUGCAAGCGAAACAGUUUCAACCUGACACUGGAAUCGUUAGCAGCACCAUUGCACUAUAUCAAACCUUGAAACGCAGUCAAACAGUGCUGCUUUUAGGUCCUCCAGGUGGUGGAAAGACAACCUGUUACUGUGCUCUAGCAGGAGCCCUCAACAGUCUGGCAGCAAAUGUGGGGGGAAGUGACGAUAUUGUUAAACAGGACGCCCCACAGAUGGAAGCACAUGUUUUUGCUACAAACUGGAACUUUGUUGACACUAUGGUCAUAUUUCCUAAUGGCAUGUCCCACACAGAAGUAUUUGGUGAUAAAUCUGGAUGGCAAGAUGGAGUUCUUACAAGUGUCCUGACAGAAACAGAGCAACGUGAAAAAAUUUCUGAACUUUGCAACAAUGGGAAGAAAAUAGUCAAAUGGCUCAUAAUGGAUGGAGAGCCAGUGGGUCAACCUGGCUGGUUGGAUUGUGUAACCACAUUGUGCUGUACUGGUGAAACAUCAGAACCAUCCAAAUUACACCCUAAGCUGCUUAUGGAGGUAACAGACCUUAGUGGGGCGAGUCCGUCUGCAGUGACCCAUUGCAGUAUUGUUCAUGUCAGAGCAACUGAUCUAUGGAAAGCUGCCUGGAAAAGUGAAGUGGACGCCCUCUGCUGUGAGCACAGACUAGAUCAAAGGGUCUUAAAAAUAUGGAAUAGUCUCGCUGAAGAUCUUUUCUCCAGCACUUUUACUUUUCUUAGGCAGAAGUCCUUCAACUCUGCAAUCUGUGUGGAAGGGGAAAGCCAAAUGUGUGGACUGCAAGAAGUCAUGUCCUUUGUACGGAUCUUGCGUGCCCUCCUCUACCAUUAUGGAAAAGAGAAAGGAAAAACUAAACCCAACACAGAUACAUGUAUGCACGGAGCUGACACAACAGACAUAGAUUCUCAAAGCAAACAACAACAGUUUGCCAUAGAUCUUUUUCUGGUGGCUUAUACCUGGGGAUUUGGUGGACAUCUGCAUCCUCGCCAUUGGCCACAGUUUGACUUACUUGUCCGUCAGGUGUUGUUCAACUGCAGGUACAGAAUAAUUGUUCCUGGUGAAGAAAGUGUUUUUGAACAUGUUUUAAAGAUCAAAACAUGGCCCAAGAACACGUUGUUGACAACAUACGUUUCCCCCAAGUAUGGGAAAUACACCGACCUCCUGAAUCUCAUGUUGAAGGCAAGUCAGCCAGUGUUGCUUGCAGGAGAGCCCGGUUCUGGAAAAACCACCCUGUGCCAGACAUUGCUGAGUUUUGAUAUGCCACACAUCAGCUUACAAGCCAGUCCACUACUUAGCUCCAAAGACCUGCGCAAUAUUCUAAUUAACAUUAGCUCUCAUAAAUACCAUGAAGGUAAUAUGGAUGGUGCGACCAAACAGCCAAGACUGCUACUGUUUGUGGACGACUUGCAUGAAGCACCAUGUGAUGUUUUUGGGAAGACGUCGAUGGCUCUAGAGUUGCUACGGGAGAGCAUGUCAAAAGGAGAGAUUCUAUCAGCUGAUACCUACUGCUUCAAGUUUCUGACUUCUGGCAUCCUCGACUACAUGGCAACCUGUUGUUACUCUGGAUUGGGCAGUCACCAAAUGAACGCACUAUCCUCCCGGCUCUCACGCCUGUUCUCCAUCUUUGUACUUCCUUGUCUGUCUGUGGACGUUAUAUUGUCAAUUCAUUCUCCUAAGCUACAAGUCUGGCUUAAGGAAAUGCCACUUAAACAGAGUGCAGAUGAGAUGGCAUGUUGUGUUAUUGCUGCAACACAAACUGUUUAUCGUGCAGUAUUGGAACAUUUUCCGCCCACAAGGCAAAGGCCCCAGUUUCUUUUUUCUCAACGUGACUUGCACAAGGUGUUUUCUGGAAUGUACCUGUGGCGACCCAACAUCCCAACCACAGAGAUAACGCAGAAAAAUAAGCAUGAACUUUCAGAGUAUGAAGCAUCAGUUUUUAACAUAGUUCAACUUUGGAUGCACGAGUGCAUGCGUACGUUUAGUGAUAGAUUAUGCUCAGAGGAUGAAACCAGGACUCUUGUGUCAAUCAUAGCCAAAGCAGCAACAGCCCACUUUGGAAUUAGGUCAGUUGAAGACCGACCCUUGGUCACAAGCCUUGUUACUCCAACAUCAUCCACAGAAACAGCUGGCCAAACAGAUGAGAGUCAAGAUUUGCAAAGUCAACCUCAAGAUGCAAAAGCAUCAGGACAGUCGAAGCAACAGAAAGACUGUUCAAUGAUUGAGCCUUCACUUCAAUCUGAAAAACAUCUCUCAGGAGAGGAAAACUUGAAAACUCUGCAACAUAUGGAAGACUUAAUGACUCAGCUUGUAUUUGGUCCUGAUCUCUUAGAGCCCUUGAAUUUAGUAGAUUGUCAACCUAAUGUGAAGUGUAGCUCUUCUUACAACAAGCUGGACCUUAAUGUGCUAAUGCACAAGCUCUCUGCUUUUAUGGAUCAAAAAGAAGCUGAUGGAAAUGAUCAUGAUAGUAUGUGUAACAUUAGAUCCAGAUAUAUUGUGAGCAGACAGAGAGUGAGGCAACUGUUGCAUAUCCUCAGGGCUUUACUCAUGCCAGGAGGUCAUGGAGUAUUGAUUGGCUUAGACAGAGGUACUGGCCGUAAAACAACUGUGCGCUUAGCUGCCUGUCUUGCGGGCUACCAGUUGAUGGAGGUACAUUCUGGUAAUGAGGAUAAGUUGCAUGAUAUCCUUAAAGAUGCUGGGAAUCAAACUAGAGUUAGUGGGUGUAAUGUUAUCAUACUAGUCCAUGAAGGAAUUAGCCAGCGUGCUAGAGAAGAACUAUUGGUAGCGAUGGCCCAGAGAAGCUACCCAGCUCUCCACACCGAAGAGGAGGUAAAGAAACUCAUUCAUAAAAUGACAGCUGUUAACAAAUCAAGAAGAUUCCUUAUGGACAGUUGGAUAUUUGAAAAGUACCUGAGUCAAGUCCACAGAAAUGUCCAUGUUUUCCUAUUGCUGUCCAUCACCAUGUCCGAAAGUGAGAAACCUUCCAUAGAUGGACCCAGUGUUUGGAAUAAACAAAUGACCAAGGCCCUGAGUCUCAGCUGCUGUGUUGAAGUCUACCAGUCAUGGUCCAACCAGUGUUUGAUGGAAGCUGCUACUCAGUGUCUUCCAACCAUCCUUUAUAAAAUGAAUCAGGAAGGCUUAGAACCCAGUCUGUCUGUGGCUAUGGCAGGAAUCCAUCAGUCUGCAUGUCAUUAUGCAUCUGUCCUUCUGGACGCCCAGCCUUUCAGCCCCCAGACCUACAUGGACUUCAUUGCCUACUUUGGUUACCUGUGCAACCACCUGCACAAACAAUGGCAAAACAGCACAAACAGAAUUGAUUCUGUUGUGGCUCAUUUGGAUGCUAUGAACACCACAGCUGAAAAAUACAAGCAGCAGCUAAAAAGACUGCGAGAGAAGGUUGCUGAGACACAGCAGUGUGAGCAAUCCCUCCUUAGAGCUGUAGAUGACCAGAAGCCUUUGACUGGAGAAGCUGAGAGGAUGUGUUUGGUGGAGAAGCAAAACCUGCACAGAAUAGAAAAACAGAUUCAUCAGGCUCAGAUAGAAGAGAGACCAAUUUUCCAGACUGGCCUUAAAAUUCUCCAGUGUCUGAAUCCCUCUGACCUGGAGGAGGUGCGUCACUACAGAGAUCCACCUGAUGGAGUGGUGAGAAUCAUGGAUGCUAUUUGUCUGUUGUUCAAUCAUCCACCUGGCUGGGAAAGUGCCAAACAGCUUCUUGGGCGAUCCAACUUCUUCCAGGAGCUUGAGUUUUUUGACCGCAACAAUCUGACUAAUGAGCAGCUGCAACAGCUUGGUCAAAUAGUUCACAGUCCUCAGUUUGCACCAGAGUCUGUGCGAGAGGUGAGCAAAGCUUGUGAGUCCCUCUGUCGAUGGGUCCAAGCGUUGUAUGAGUGGUGCCUGAUGAAACCCCAGCUGUCAGGCAAGCGGCAGUUGGAGGCACUUGCCCGAGAGGUGCGGGCUAAGCUGCUGCAGGCCCGGCAACACAAGGAGGAUGCACUCCAUCGGCUACAGGAACUGAAGCUUCAGCUGCAGCUUAUACAAAAUGACCUAGAGCAGCAGCUGAUAGAGCUGAGCAAAUAUGAGCACAUGGAGAAAGAAGCUACAGCCGUUGUUGGUCAAGUGAAGACCCACAUCAUCCACUGGAAGGCUGCCAGUAAGAAGUCAGAGUUACAAACCCAGAACAGACCAGGAGAUGCCAUUAUUUUGGCUGCUGUCAUUGCGUACUUGGGCCCCUUUGCACCAGAUAUUCGUGCAGAACUGCUGAGCAAGUGGAGAGAGCUAUGUCACCGAGGAUACAUCGACAUCAACCCUGAGGACCCCAGAGCAUCUCUGUUUGCCUCCACUGCCUCCUCCUUUCCCCCUGCUGGUUUGCCCAUUUCAUUGUCUGAGACGUGGCAGCAGCCUUUGGGCCAGGCAUUGGGUUGGAAUGACUGGCAGCUACAGGACACUGGACCCGCCAGACUGUUGGUUCGGCUGCUGCUUUGGGGCUACACAAGUGCCUGGAAUCAGCAUUGGCCUCUGCUGGCUGACAUUCAGAUCCAUAAUGAAAUCUGCCAUCAGAGCUGGAAAACCACAGGAGGUAAUAAACAGCUUGAGACAGAGUUUGGUUUGGUGCUUUCUGCUGCUGAUGACAAGCUGCUGGAUAAGUUGUACCAGGCUGCCGAGACAGGUUUGAUGGUCCUGGUUACACAUGUGGAAAGUGCAAAACCCAGUCCACAGUUUCUAGCCAGACUAGUCCGUUCUGGUAAAAAUCAUCACGUUCAACCACCCCACCCUGGCUUUCGUCUCUUUCUUUGUACCCAUCUGCCAGUUCGGCUGCUUAACAAUGAGAUCCAUCCAUCUAUCUUGAGUCAGGUAAAUGUGGUUGACCUCUCUCUCAGCUCAGAAGAAAUCCAAGAUCUUAUUCUGACAAAAGUCCUUCAGUCUGACUGUAAGAAGCUGCUGAUCCAACACCUCAGUCUCCAAAAGGAAAAGAACCGGCUGCAAGAAAAGCUGUUCAAAGAACAGGAUGCGCUUGUGGACUUCAUCCUGAAGUGCAACACUUCACUGCAGGACUCUGGAUUUGUGCCCUGCGUAGCUGCUCGUCAAGAAGCAGUGAAGAAGCUACAGAGUGAAAUCCAGCAGCUGACCGAUGAGCUGGACUAUCAUGAGAGUCUAGUGACUACUCCCAGAGAAUUAGCACGACUGGCUGCUGCCCUAAACCAGUCUCUGCAAGACAUGUCUAUUCUGUCGCCUGCCUACUACUUUUCUCUACAUGGCUUUAUUAGAUCUAUGCAAGAGGCUGUGAUUGUGAAGGACAGGCCAUUAGUGAUAUACACCUUUGGGAAUGUCCUAGGGGACAUUGUGCCAGAGAUCACAAACAGGAUGGUGGCUCAGCUGCUGACCCAGUACAAACCCUGUCUAUUCAAGAGCCACUUUGCUGUUCUGAAGCUGCUGGUCUCUUUGGCUCUGCUCCAGUACAAUGGGCUGUGUUCUGAGGGUGAGAGGGUGGCUUUUCUUAGGGGCCUUGAAGACAUUGACCACACUGUCAUUAAUGUUAAAUCCACCGGUUCUCUGCCUAGCUGGAUACCUGCUCAUAUCCACCCAGAGCUCCUCUGCUUAGAGAAGAUUCCUUCUUUCAGAGGGUUGAUUGCCUCUCUCUCCACAUCCCCUAUACAGUGGAAGGAGUAUCUACACCUCCCGUCCUCUACGGUGAUAGGGCGUGUUCCCUGUCGCUCUCACGCCCAUCUGUCCCUGCUACAGCGGGCUCUACUCUGGAAGACCGUGGUCCCACACGCCCUACAAGCAGUCGCUGAGGCCAUAACUGCCUGCAACCUCAGCUUAUGGGCACAGACUGCAGGGACUGAGGUCCCUCACGCCAGCGACCCAGAGGCUCUAUCAAAGUACAUUGUCAAACAUAAAGGACCGAUCAUUCUUACACUUCCCAGUCCAAGAGGAGGUGGAUGGACAACCAUCCAACCUUUUGACUUAAUUAACAAAAUGGCAUUUCAUGUAGAACAAGCAAAGAAGAUUCAAGUUAAAGUUGUGUUUCUGGGGGCGCUGUGUGAAAGAGAAGCCAUCUUCUCAGCCCUGGACAAGGCAGUUACCAAUGGUCACUGGCUGGUUUUUAAUGACUGUCAUCUACUGGAACAGUGGAAAAGUGAAGUCAUGGUUCAUCUCAGCGAGUUGAUCCACUCUGUCAAUGAUGAGCCACAUCUGGUUCACCCGUGCUUUCAGUUGUGGUUUAUGACUCAGGAGCAUUCAUCACACUUGAUUCCAGCGGCAUUGAGGAUGAGAGCUCUGCCUCUGGUUUGUGACUCACCUUUUGAUCUGAAGGAAGAGCUGAGGUGCUCCUUACGACAGGUGGCAUCUGUUACACCUUGUCAGUCACUGUUGAAUGUUACAGCAGAUGACACGGAGUCCCUCUUAUGCUGUGCCAUCUUCCACUCAGUCCUUUUACAGAGACAGAACUAUAAAUACUUGAGACAAGGGAGAAUCUACAACUGGAGUCAGGAGGACCUCCAGGUCUUGAUCAAUGCACAUAAUUGCAUUGCUAGAAUCUGUCCUAACAGGACAAAGGUUUUGCAGUAUAUAGCAGUCAAUUUAGUGCACGGCAGCCAUGUGCUGGACUCUGCAGAUUUAGAGGAGGUGGAGAGUGUUGCCAAGGUCUUCCUCAGCAGAUUUCCACCUCUCUGGGCCAGUGGAGCAAAGGUCUCAAGUGUUAUUAGCAGUUGCAAUCACUUAGAUUUGUCUGAAAUAAUGCAGAUUUUGAGCAGUCAUCUGGAUUCACCAAGCCACAGUGACCAACUUAUGUUGGGCUUCAGUGCAGAGGUGGCAGCUGAAAUAAUCAAGAUCAGUAGCCACAGUUUAAACGUGCUGCUGCGGGCGUCUCAGACCCCUCUAGGAAUAGUGAGACAUGUCAGCACUCAGCUGAAUAGGCCCAGUGAAUUGCCAACCCUGUCCCAAGCAAGAGAAAGACUGCAGGAGCUGAAAAGUCACCUCACCGCUGCUAACCUUGGAAGCAGAGUUAAAGUUGCAGGAGCUGUUUGUCACAGUCCCCUACGUGAUUUCCUGCAGGAGGAGUGGGAUGAACUUAUUGAUCUGGUGUCCUCUAUCGCCUCACAGCUCCAACAGCCCGUUCAGUUCAGGCUGCUCACCGUCGCAUUCCUCCUGGAGCUCAGUGCCUUGUCUCAAUUGGAGAGGAGGGCAGAGUUGCUCAGUGCUUAUCUAUGGCACCACGAUAUUUCAGAUCCACCUGCUGCCUACCGACUGUCUGCUUUCAGAAAUAGCAGAGGCUUUUUGGUAGCAGUGAUCAGAGAGGCUGCUCAUGUAAAUCACAAAUAUAUCAGUGAUGUGAGCCUUCAUUUUCAGAUUGUGAGUGACAGCACACACUCAGCCUCAGCUCCACUGGAUGCUGUGUAUUUGUGUGGCUUGGAGCUCAGAGGGGCAACGUGGGAUUCACAGCACAGAGCCAUACAGGACUCAACCUUGUUGCAGCCAUGUUUAAUGCCGCUUGUUUGUCUCAAGGCACAAGUCAGGAGCACAGAUACUUUUGCAUGUAAAACAUCAUAUUCAAUGAGCCCCAGAAAUGUGCAUGUCUCUGAUGCUUCUGCAUCGGUUGGGCCUCGGUUACCAGUGUACCACUGCCCGCUCUAUGUGGAUGCUGAGGCAGGAGACGGGGGACAGUCCCAUUCUAAAAUCAUCACUGUGAUCCCACUUCAAACUAGGUUGAAUCCACUGUUGUGUAGUCUGAGAGGGAUGAGGCUAGUGAGCACACUCUGACCUGCUUGGCUUUGUCAUCUGAUGCACCUGACAGAUGCUCUGUAGUAGUUAUGAUGCAUUCUGUAUUUACAGCAAUAUAUUAAAAAAACUUUAAAACCA